AUGUUUAGUACGCCUGAAUCGCUGAAACGUCGUACAGGUCAAUUUGGUGUAUCUCGUUUUCCAUAUCUACAACAAUUAGUUUGUGAAUAUGAAGAUUCAUCAUGUUCAGAUGAACAUAAAUUACAAAUAUUAGCAAAUUUAGCCAAUUUUGCCUACGAUCCUAUUAACUAUGAUUAUAUAAGACAAUUAAAUAUAAUCCAUUUAUUCAUGGAUUGUUUAAAAAUGAAUAUCGAAGGAUAUAUAAAUGAAAAUAAUAGUGAACAGCAGCAAUUUUUAGAAUAUUGUAUAGGUGGUCUAUGCAAUUUGUGCCUAGAUAAUAAGAAUAAAUUAUUGAUAUUGAACGAUGAUUGUGUUCUAUUGUCAAUAAUAAAAUGUUUGUGUUCGAAUUCUAUAAAUAUUGUUCUCAAUUCGAUGUGUUUACUCAUGUUUUUAAUAACAGACGAAUCAAAAGAUAAAAUAUGUUCGACACAAGUUAUUGAAUGUUUAAAACAAUAUAAACAAUCGAAUGAUCAAAGAUUAGCAAACAUGGCAAAGGUAUUUUUGAAUGAAUAUUGCACUGAACAAAAUAAAAUGUCAUCAACGUAA
This is a messenger RNA of Didymodactylos carnosus, 585 nucleotides long. NCBI's taxonomy places the organism in Eukaryota, Metazoa, Rotifera, Eurotatoria, Philodinida, Philodinidae. The record is from the annotation of a GenBank genome assembly.